Messenger RNA from Brassica napus (rape), 531 nucleotides. Its product is annotated as protein transport protein Sec61 subunit gamma-1. The coding region runs from base 93 to 302 and encodes 69 amino acids. Gene Ontology annotation, biological process: protein targeting; post-translational protein targeting to membrane, translocation. The record is from RefSeq and is a predicted model, not a curated record. Gene Ontology annotation, cellular component: membrane; Ssh1 translocon complex. Lineage: Eukaryota; Viridiplantae; Streptophyta; Magnoliopsida; Brassicales; Brassicaceae. Gene Ontology annotation, molecular function: transmembrane protein transporter activity. The transcript is spliced from 3 exons.
GUGGCAACUCAGUCCCCCUGUUAUAGUGUCUCACUCUCACAGAGAAGAUUCAGAUCAUCAAAUUCAAAAGCAAGCAACGAACGAUUAUCGCUAUGGACGCCAUUGAUUCCGUCGUUGAUCCUCUCAGAGACUUCGCUAAGGAUAGCAUCCGUCUCGUUAAGCGUUGCCACAAACCAGAUCGCAAAGAGUUCACGAAAGUUGCAGUUCGUACGGCGAUAGGGUUCGUAGUGAUGGGAUUCGUUGGCUUCUUUGUGAAGCUCAUCUUCAUUCCCAUCAACAACAUCAUCGUCGGCGCCACUUAGGAAGCAAAGAACAGAGUUUUGAGAGAGAGAGAGAAAAUUAGAGUUUUGCUGUUACAAGAAGUCACAUGUCACUUCUAUGUUUUCAUGUCAUCGGAUUCCAUUUGUUUCUAUGUUUUUUUUCUUUCUUAAUUUGUUCGCGACUGAGAUUUCAAGAAGUUGUGACCUAGAAUCCUACCAUUACUGUUUGAAUCCUACCCGAACUUUAGUUAUAAUAAUUUGAAUCCUACCA